Molecule: messenger RNA, 381 nt
Organism: Eremothecium gossypii ATCC 10895
Lineage: Eukaryota; Fungi; Ascomycota; Saccharomycetes; Saccharomycetales; Saccharomycetaceae
Gene: QCR7
Product: ubiquinol--cytochrome-c reductase subunit 7
Exons: 1
Coding region: 1-381 (126 amino acids)
Biological process (GO): mitochondrial electron transport, ubiquinol to cytochrome c
Source: RefSeq, marked provisional
AUGCCUCAAUCAUUCUCUUCGAUCGUCAGAAUGGGUGACUACAUCCUCAAGUCGCCAACGCUAUCCAAGAUAGCGGUACCAGUGGCACAGCAGUUUGUGAAGCUGUCCGGCUACAGACAGCUAGGUCUAAAGUUUGACGAUCUCAUUGCUGAGGAGAACGACAUUGUGCAGACCGCGCUCAGAAGACUUCCGGAGGAGGAGUCCUACGCGCGUGUGUUCCGUAUCAUACAGGCUCACCAGCUAGAGCUAACACACCAUCUCCUGCCAAAGCACAAAUGGACUAAGCCAGAGGAGGACAAGUCGUACCUGUUGCCAUACUUGCUGGAGGCGGAGGCCGCGGCCAAGGAGAAGCUGGAGCUCGACGCCUUGGAAUUGAAAUAA